GUUCAUCUCAUCCCAUGCUCCACCUUGCUCAUAACAUCAUAUAUAUUUACAGUGUUUUUCUUUUGCCUUCUCUUCUCUUCUUGGGUAUCAAAUUCAAAUGGGGUGUUUAGGUUGGAAGAAUCAAUUGUUCUGUCUUCUAGUUAUACUCUCCUUGCUCUUUCAUUUUUCAUCGUCUUUUUCUUCUUCCUUGUCAUCAAUCUCACCAUGCUCUGCUCUACUCCAUUUCAAUCACUCUCUUUCUCUUGAUUUAUCCGCUUCUCCUUCUUAUUAUACAUCUAGAAUUCAGAUGUGUGAUAAUUCAUAUCCAAAGACAGCCUCUUGGAAGGAGGAUAAGGACUGCUGUAGUUGGGAUGGCGUCGUUUGUCACCAAACCACUCGCCAUGUUAUUGGCCUCGACCUUAGCUGCAGCUGGCUUAGAGGCCCCAUUCAUUCCAACAGUACCCUCUUCUUUCUUCCCCAUCUCAGGGCCUUGAAUCUCGCUGGCAAUUGCUUCAAUGAAUCCCUAAUUUCGCCUGAGUUUGGCAAGUUUAAGACUUUGACUCAUCUUAACCUUUCUUAUUCCUGUUUUUCUGGCAAAAUCCCGAACGAAAUCUCUCAUUUGUCUUCGCUGAUUUCACUUGAUCUUUCACUCAACAAUGGGCUUUUAAUUGAAACACCAGUAUGGAAAAGUGUCAUUCAUAACCUUACUCAGUUAAGGGAACUUCUUCUGGAUCAGUCAGAUAUGUCCUCGAUUAGACCUAAUUCUUUGAUGAAUCUAUCCUCCUCUUUCACAACUCUUAGUCUCAAUUACUGUAAGUUGCAGGGAAAACUUGAAAAUAGCAUCCUCUGCCUUCCCAGUAUACAAACCCUUGAUCUUGGGUUUAAUAUUAAUCUCGAUAUGGGUUCUCUUCCAAAGUCUAAUUGGAGCAGUUAUCUGCAGUUCUUAGAUCUCUCUUCUGUAAGCUUUUCAGAAAAAUUACCUGAUUCUAUUGGCAAUCUGAAGUCCUUGAAGUAUUUGGAUAUCUCUAAUUGCAAUUUUACUGGAUCAAUUUUAACAUCACUUGGAAACCUUACAAAACUUACUUAUUUGACUUUGUCAUCUAAUAACUUUAGCGGUUUGCUGCCAUUGUCGGUAUUUAACUUGCCCAAUCUCUCAAGUUUAUACCUUGACAACAAUCAACUUAUUGGGCCCCUUCCUAAUCACGUAAGUGGACUUUUGAAUCUAAAAGAUCUCUACUUAAGUUCAAAUUUCCUAAAUGGGACACUACCAUCUUGGUUGUCCAAUUUGCCCUCUUUGGUGUCGUUAAGUCUUAAUGGUAAUCAAUUCAUUGGUGAGAUUGGUGAAUUCAAGUCCAAUUCGUUGAAGCAUCUUGAUUUGAGUUAUAAUAAGCUAUAUGGCUCCAUACCUAGGUCAAUAUCUAGAUUUGUUAACCUUACUUAUCUAUCUCUCUCAUCAAAUAACUGGAGUAAUAUGUUGGAGUUAGAAAUGUUUUCAAAGCUCAAAAACCUCGUGUUUCUUGAUUUUUCAAAUAACUUAGUUAGCAUCAACAAUAACGUCACCUAUACCCUGCCUAAACUUAGCAGUUUGAACUUGUCUUCUUGCAACAUUAGUGAGUUCCCAAUAUUCUUAAGAAUAGCAACAACAUUACAAUUCUUAGACCUUUCCAAUAAUAGAAUUUAUGGUCAAGUUCCAAAAUGGUUGGAGGAUAUGGGGAGGGAUUCAUUAUAUUUUCUUGAUCUUCAUGACAACUUGCUUCAAGGACCAUUUCCCACUCUAAGUUUUCUUAGUUUGGAAUAUUUGUCUGUCUCCAAUAACAAAUUAACUGGAGAAAUCCCUUCUUUAAUUUGCAAUACAAGUUCCCUUUAUGUUCUGGACUUGUCUCAUAACAACUUAAGUGGCGUGGUUCCUAAGUGUUUGGUACACUCUAAUGUCCUCUCAGUGUUGGAUUUGCGAAUGAAUAGCCUUCAUGGUACCAUCCCUGCAACAUUUUCCAAGGGAAAUCAUUUUAGGAAUAUUAACCUUAAUGGCAAUCAAUUGGAAGGGCCAUUGCCAAGAUCUUUGGCAAAUUGUAGGAACUUGGAAGUUCUAGAUCUUGGAAGUAAUAAGAUAAAUGGAACCUUCCCUUAUUGGUUGGAAGGUCUUUUAUAUUUGCGGGUUCUUGUCAUAAGAUCAAACAAAUUUCAAGGUCGUAUAGGCAAUCCUAAGACCAAAUCUCCUUUCCCAAAUUUGCGAAUCCUAGACAUCUCUAACAAUGAGUUUAAUGGUCCUUUGCCAAUAAAAUAUUUCAAAUUUUUGAAAGCCAUGACAAAUGUGGAUGAAGGAAAAGUUGCAUUGAAAUAUAUGGGAGAUGGGUAUUAUCAGGAUUCUUUGAAUGUGAUGAUGAAAGGGUUAUAUAUUGAGUUGGUGAGAAUCCAAACUGUUUUCACAACCAUUGAUUUUUCAAACAAUAGUUUCAGAGGAGAGAUACCAAAGAUAAUUGGGAGACUAAAAUCACUCAAGGGGCUCAACUUUUCUCACAAUAACCUUACGGGUUAUAUUCCACCAUCAUUUGGAAAUUUGAGCAAUCUUGAAUGGUUAGAUCUCUCUUUCAACAAGCUUAUCGGGGAGAUUCCUAAGCAAUUGGUAGAUCUACCGUGGCUUGAAGUUUUAAAGUUGUCACAUAACCAACUCACAGGACACAUACCUUUCGGAAAGCAAUUCAAUACAUUUGAUAAUGAUUCGUAUACUGAUAACCAGGGAUUAUGUGGAUUUCCGUUGUCAAAAACGUGCAAUAGCCUUGAGGCAAAGAAACCACCACCAUUGACCUUACAACAAGAAGACUAUUUAGGGCCUGAAAAUGGGUUUAGUUGGCAAGCUAUAUCGAUGGGUUAUGGAUGUGGAGUGAUAUUUGGAAUGUUGAUGGGAUAUCUUAUGUUUAAAAUUGGAAAACCAAAGUGGAUUGUGAGGAUGGUCAACUUAGAGUAACAUAUCAUGCUCAGAAGGCUAAAGAGGAAUGUCCAAAGACACGGUGGAAAAAAUAACCAGUCAAAACAAUUUGUGGGUGGUUUUGCCAGAGUUUUUCAAGAAGGUUUCAAAGGCAUGUUGUACUAUGUUGUAAUUUGUGGAAACCACUUCAAUUUCAUAAAAUGGUUGGGAGUCUAUGUAGAAUGCAUCUGUUGUGGGGCUUCCUCAUUUUUAGAUCAUGGGGUUUUCAACCAAGGAGGAGAUUCUGGGUGUGUUGGAAUUUGACUUCAACGGCAAAAAAGAAAUUGACUCCGAAUUUGACACAAAUGGCAUAGUCCAGAACAAAGCGGAGCUCUCCUUCAGCCCCAUCCAUGUGGCAGGAUUAGGCUAAAGAAGCCUCUCUAAACACUCACUUCUUCAUCAUCCUUAUUCACUUUCUUCAUCAUUUUUUAAACAAUGGAGACAGCACAGAAUUGUUAUUUAGGAGAAUAUGAACUUCUUUCAUGGUCCUCGAAGACACAGGACACCAUUCUUUACCAAGCUGGUUGGCAUUGUUGCUGUUGAAGUAAUUGGUUCAAGGUUGUUGCCUCCAAAGUUUUGAAACAUAUCAAUAACCUCUGUGCUCUUAAACAGAUCAAGACCUCUACAGCUAACACAAAGAAAGUGCAAGUCAAAGCAACUCCUGAGAAAUGUCCUGCAAUAAUCAAGAUUCAGAUCAUUUAUGAGUUAAAAGACAGGUACAACUUUUAGAGACCAAAAUGCAAUAGCUCUAUCAAGGCUAGUUGAAUCAUGUAAUGCUUAGAAUGGUAAAAUCUGAGGUCCUGUUAAUCUAAAGGACGCUAUGCAAUCAGGUUGGUGAGGAGCUGCAGUUACAGAAUUUAACUCAGCAAAAGAAAAGAUUCAAGAAAGCUUUUUAAUGGUGUUUUGUUUCUUAGUAUGGAAUUAGUUUAUUAUGCCAAACUGAACUGUAGUUGUUUAUAUUAGGACUCAUUUUGUGGCUACAGCAAUUUUAUAUUGCUAAUUAUGGAUUAUUUGUAGUUGGUUUUAGUGUGUUUGCAGAAAUAAUUAAGCACUUAGUUUUGACUGUCAUGCUUGCAUUGUGAUGAAGACGCUCAUCAACAUAGUGGGUAUGUGUGCGUGUUUUGGGGACAAGGACGUGCUGCCCAAUUUUGUUAAGCUUCUCCUUGCCUAGUUGUAGUUGGUUGUGUUAAACUCCUUUUCUAGUGACAUCAUAAUUCUUUUAGUAUUUCUAGAUGACAUGCAAUUUGGUUUUAGUGUGUGUACCAA
Quercus lobata is the source of this 4210-nucleotide messenger RNA. Its product is annotated as receptor-like protein 7. Gene Ontology annotation, molecular function: protein binding. The transcript is spliced from 7 exons. Lineage: Eukaryota; Viridiplantae; Streptophyta; Magnoliopsida; Fagales; Fagaceae. The record is from RefSeq and is a predicted model, not a curated record. Bases 98 to 2944 code for a protein of 948 amino acids.